This is a messenger RNA of Drosophila takahashii, 832 nucleotides long. RefSeq names its product protein TsetseEP. NCBI's taxonomy places the organism in Eukaryota, Metazoa, Arthropoda, Insecta, Diptera, Drosophilidae. The record is from RefSeq and is a predicted model, not a curated record.
AUGAAGCUUCUGUGCAGUGUGCUAAUCCUCGCCAGCGUUCUGGCCGCCAACGCCAAGCCCAAUGUCCAGACGCAGCUGCAGAGUGCCUUGAGCCAGUACUUGGUGCAUGCCCGCGACCUGGAUGUCUCUGUUUCCGCGGAUGUGACCACCCAGUGCUUCAACCUCUACCUGCCCAUGCUAAACGAGGUGGCUGCCACCUUCUCCACCUCCUACCAGGCCUGCAUCAACACCGCCAACGCCGAGACCGCCAAUCUGACCGCCGAGGCCGAUAAGCAGCAGACCAUCUACAAGGCGGAGGUCACCAGCCUCUGCAGCGCCUUCACCGCCUGCAACAGCGACAACGACACCACCACCUUCUUCAACUGCUACGCCAGUGCGGCCGAAAGUGAUGUGUCGGUGAUCUACGACAUUGCCACCAAUGCCGCCAGCUCGGCCAGUACCUUGAGCAUGGGCAUCAAGGCCAUCCAGGACACAGAGUACCAGUGCACCAACACCACGGAGAGCAACUACGUCCGGGAUACCGCUGCCACAUACGAUCUGCUCGACAGCUGUCUGAAGUACGGAGUGCCCACCACAUCCACCACCUCCACCGCUGCCCCCUCCUCCUCUAGCCCCGUUGCUAGCUCGAGCGGGGCUCCUGUCACUGAUGGCACAACUGUUGUUGCAUCCUCCGCUGUGACCACCGCUGCCCCCGGAUCCACUGCUCCGGUGACCACCGCUGCUCCUGGAACCGCUGCUCCGGUGACCACAGCCGCUCCUGGCACUCCGGCUUCCUCUUAAGCCACUAAUUAGAGUAAUUGCAAGCAAUAAAUGAGCAUUUGAAAAACAUUAA